AUGGACGCCGUGGAACUUGCCAGGAAACUGAAGGAGGAAGCCACAUGCUCCAUCUGCCUGGACUACUUCACCGAUCCCGUGAUGACCUCUUGUGGACACAAUUUCUGCCGAGAGUGUAUCCAGUUGAGCUGGGAGAAGGCCAAGGGCAAGAAGGGGCGCAGGAGGAGGAAGGGCGCCUUCUCUUGCCCCGAGUGUAGGGAGACUUCCCCCCACAGGAACCUGCGGCCCAACCGGCUGCUGACUAAGGUGGCUGAGAUGGCACGGCAGCACCCUGGCCUGCAGAAACGGGACUUGUGUUCACUGCACCAGGAGCCCCUCAAGCUCUUCUGUGAGGAGGACCAGAGCCCCAUCUGUGUGGUCUGCAGGGAGGCCAAGGAGCACCGCCUACACAGGGCGUUGCCCUUGGAUGAGGCUGUGCAGGGGUACAAGUUGAAGUUGGAGAAGGACAUGGAAUACCUUCGGGAGGAGAUGUCCAAAACAGGGAAGGUGCAGGCCAAGGAGGAGCAGAUCUUAGCUGAGUGGCAGAACAAGGUGAGGAAGCGGAGAGAGCGCAUCGUGCUGGAGUUUGAGAAGGUGGGCCUCUUCCUGGUGGAAGAAGAGCGCAGGCUUCUUCGGGCCCUGAAGAAGGAGGAGGAGGAGACAGCCACUCUGCUUCAGGAGAACAAGGUGUUGCUGGCCCAACAGGGCCACUCCCUGGAAAUGUUGUUGCUGCAGCUGGAGGACCUGAGCCAUUGUGAGCCCCUGCAGAUGCUGCAGAAUAUCAAGGACCCGCUGAGCAGGUAUAACAGCUUGAGCGUGCAGUACCCAGAGGUUGUCCCCCCAAUGGUACUCAGGACUGUGUGCAGAGUGCCCGGAGAAAUAGAGGUGCUAAAAGGUUUUCAAGAGGAUGUGGUGCCUGACCCCAACUCAGCGUACCCCUACCUCCUGUUGUAUGAGAGCCGCCAGAGGCGCUACCUCAGUUCCCUGCCUGAAAGCAGCGAGUUUUCCAACAAGGACAGAUUUGUGGCCUACCCUUGUGUUGUGGGCCAGAAGACCUUCUCCUCAGGGAGACACUACUGGGAGGUGGGCAUGAACCUCACCGGGGAUGCACUGUGGGCCCUGGGUGUGUGCAGAGACAACGUGAGCCGGAAAGACAGGGUUCCCAAGUCCCCCGAAAAUGGAUUCUGGGUGGUGCAGCUGUCCAAAGGAAAGAAGUUCUUGUGCACCACAAUGGCCACCCCCACUCCUGUGACACUGACUGAGCCACCCACCCACAUGGGCAUCUUCCUGGACUUCGAGGCUGGAGAGCUCUCCUUCUAUAGCGUGAAUGAUGGGUCCCACCUGCACACCUACUCCCAGGCUGCUUUCCCAGGUCCCCUACAGCCUUUCUUCUGCUUGGGGGCUCCCAAAUCUGGUCAGAUGGUCAUCUCCACAGUGACUGUGUGGGUGAAGGGAUAG
This is a messenger RNA of Otolemur garnettii (small-eared galago), 1437 nucleotides long. It is a transcript of the gene TRIM17, whose product is annotated as tripartite motif containing 17. Gene Ontology annotation, molecular function: protein binding; zinc ion binding. The transcript has 6 exons. Bases 1 to 1437 code for a protein of 478 amino acids. Lineage: Eukaryota; Metazoa; Chordata; Mammalia; Primates; Galagidae. The record is from RefSeq and is a predicted model, not a curated record.